GCUUGUGCUCUGGUGUUGGAAGUCGAUUGACGAACGCGUGCACUGAUUGGAGGGUACAAAGAUGAAGGUGGGAAGUAGACUGAAUUCCUAGAACCAUAAAAGCCAGCUACUGUCAGAAUCUUGAAGGACCAAGGAAAUAAUAGGCAAGGAACUAUUUUAUGAUAUAUUCGAUAUUCAAGAAUACUCCUUGUCCAUCCGCUAUCUCACUAUGGCAGCCCCUAGCUCCUGGAGUAUUCCUCAGGAAUUCAAAGACCACGUUGAGACAAUUCGUGCCGAUUGGCUUUCGAAAGGGCUGCGCGAUGGUGUAAAGCGCCAGGCACGAAAUAAUCAAUUGGAUCAGAUACUGUCAAUGUUUGGCAGUUUUCUUUGGAACAUCGAAGACCAGUUCAAGGCUGCGAUAGAAGCUGGGGUGUCCGACACCGAUUGGAAACCGAACCUCUCACGGCACCUUCGAAUCUUGUGGGCCCAUAUCUAUACCGCUGCUCGCUUUUGUAACGUCGAAUACCGGGACAGGCUAGUCGUUGAGCUCAUGCUCCUACACGGAGUGGGUGGUAUGACUUGUAUUAAGGACAACCAAACAGUCGUGGCAUCUAUGGCAGACCGUGUUUUGUGGACCGAUAUGCCAUUCUUCGCCGAGGAAAUGCUUUUUUUCUGGAACCUAGAGUUUGCGGUUAUGAGUCGUUCUCAACGUCGAAACCUACACUACGUGCUCGCCACGGUAGCUGGCGGUAACAUCGUAAGCGACAAGCUUAGCGCUGUCGGCAUUCUCGUCUUGCGAGAAGCUUUCGAGACCCCACGCGAAAUGGGCAGCGAUAACUCUGAAGAUGGAGAAGACGAGAACAGGACGAUCCGAGACCUGACUGUCCUAGAUCUGCUGGGGUGUGCUGAGUUUUGGCUGUUGAAGGCCCGGGACCCAAUAAUGAGGCUUUCGGCGAACAACUUUUCCGACUACCCCCAAGAGGUUGGACGUCUCGGUCCACUUGCACAGGAGGCUGGAGUGCCGGAUAACGGUGGCUUGAGCCAAGAAAGAUGGUUCUUUUGGAAGCGCCGGCAUUUUGAUAUCACUUGCUCUAUGCGCCCCGAAGGAAAUGGCCGGGUUCCACAAGAACGGUGGCCGGAUUCCUACCUUCCAAGAGUUCCUUCUCCCGGGGGAGAGGGUAUCUGAGACUUAAAAGGAAAGAGCAUGGACCAUAUGCCGAGGAAGAGUCAUUGUUUGAAGUUGAUAGUUUGACUUACGCGAUAACGUCGUUCUUUUCCUAAUCUUUUGGUUCUCACCAUGUCUACAUUGUGACAUCAGCCCUUGGAUACCUGUUGAAGCAAAGAGACUGGUCUCACCUACUUUGGAAGCUGGAAUUAUG
Annulohypoxylon truncatum is the source of this 1358-nucleotide messenger RNA. RefSeq lists its product as uncharacterized. Lineage: Eukaryota; Fungi; Ascomycota; Sordariomycetes; Xylariales; Hypoxylaceae. The coding region runs from base 209 to 1165 and encodes 318 amino acids. The transcript has a single exon. The record is from RefSeq and is a predicted model, not a curated record.